GGCGGUUAUGGUACCAACUGCGCAUGUCCACUAGCCUCGAUCUGGAUUAAAAACAUGGCGGCGCCCAUGAGACCCAAGGAUUAUCACACAUUGAUGUCAAAGACCACAAAGACAGGAGAUCCAAGCAGACGUAGGAGGAGUCAUCAUGGUGAUGAAGAGCUGGUUCACUUCAGAAUAGUCAGGUUUAUGAUGGAAUCCGGGAUCAAACUCAGGAUGACAUCUGUGCCCAUGGCAACAGCAGCCAUCAUUUAUCAUAGGUUCUUCUCUAUCUGCAUACUGCAAGACUAUGAUCCUUAUCUUAUAGGUAUGACAGCCAUCAGUUUGGCUUCCAAGGUAGAAGAAGAACACCUGAAGAUCAGAGAUGUCAUCAAUGUUUGUUACAGGACUCGUCACAAGGACAAACCUCCCCUUGAGUCCCAGACAGAGCUGGCAGAUCUGAGACAGGCCAUGGCAAGUUGUGAGCUCCUCAUCAUGAGGGUACUGGGCUUUAAUGUGACAAAAGAGCUGCCACAUAAGUACCUUCUCCACUACCUGAAGUCCCUAGGAGACUGGAUAGAUGCCAGUGUGUGGGACAGGACCCCCAUCAGAGACACAGCCUGGGCCAUGUUGAGAGACCUGUACCAUGGGAAGGUCUGUCUGCAGCACGAGGCUCAGCACCUCGCUGUGGCCGUCCUGUACUUCAGCCUCCUGUGCUUUGGUAUUGAAGUGCCUCUGAACAACCAGGCCGAGACUAAAUGGUGGAAGGUGUUUUCUGAAGACAUCACUGAAGAAGAGAUUAAGAACAUCAUAGAGCAGAUCAUGGAUGUCUAUGACCUAGAACAAAGGUUGUGACCAAGACCCGACAGUAAAGUUUGGAAGAAUGCAAUUCACCUUUACAUUACAGGUUUCCAAGCUAUGUGAUGAUUACAAUAUUGUGUUUUGUCAAGUGCAAUACAACUUUCUCAAUCAUGUCUGUCAGAAUCAAACAUCAUGUUUCAAAUAUAUUAUAUAUAGCCUGAGAAGCUUAUUAAAAAAAGAUGGCAUGAGGAAGUAUAUGUAUUUUUCUGAACUUCCAUUUUCUCUUUUGUUAAAGUAGAAUAAAAUAGCAUGUGAGAUGAUGUUGUAAAUGAAAAUGUCUUCAAUAACAUUUGUAGAUAUGGAAGCUUCUCUAAAGUUCACUUAUCAUAUAAACCGGUAUCACUGUAGUAUUUGAAAUCUAAAUAUUAUUGCAUAAAUCCUUGUAAAAAUUGUAAAUAAAAAA
Molecule: messenger RNA, 1240 nt
Organism: Branchiostoma floridae (Florida lancelet)
Lineage: Eukaryota; Metazoa; Chordata; Leptocardii; Amphioxiformes; Branchiostomatidae
Product: cyclin-Q-like
Exons: 7
Coding region: 55-831 (258 amino acids)
Biological process (GO): regulation of transcription by RNA polymerase II
Cellular component (GO): nucleus
Molecular function (GO): cyclin-dependent protein serine/threonine kinase regulator activity
Source: RefSeq, a predicted model, not a curated record